This is a messenger RNA of Pyrenophora tritici-repentis Pt-1C-BFP, 1118 nucleotides long. The record is from RefSeq and is a predicted model, not a curated record. Lineage: Eukaryota; Fungi; Ascomycota; Dothideomycetes; Pleosporales; Pleosporaceae.
AUGGGUUCGUCAGCUUCCAAAGGUGCAAAAGCUGCGGGCAGCGCGGCGAGAAAAUAUCCUACAAGGGCGCCGACCAGUACUACAACAACACCGACGACGACGACGACGCAAAAGGUGCCUGGGUUAAAGACGCAAAACAAUGGACCCAUUGUACAUCCUGAGUUGCAGGCUACGAGUGAGAAAACAAAUGCCGUUUUGAACGAUGCUCGCGACCCAGCCUUUGCCUCGCGCCUCUCCUCCCUUGGCGCAGUCCAGCCAAACCCCCACUACUCGCCCUCCUCGCUCUCGCAAUUCGACCCCAGGCGCAACACCUCACCCCACCUACCCUCCGAUACCAUGAUGAACUCUCCGCCGCAAUCUGCAUUCCCUGAUGCUCGGAACAAUCCUGUGUUGCGCGUGCUCGAGGCAAGGCAGCGCAUUGCGGAGGCGGCGGAAGAAGAGUUGAGGGAUGUGGGGAGGAGGGGGUUCAAGGGGAGGACAUAUCUGGAUGCAGGGUUGAUCACGUUGGCACUGAUGAGAAUGGAGAGGGGAGAGCCGGCGGAGAGAAUUGAGGAGAGUUUGGGAAUAAUGAAGGGGAGGUUAGGUGUUCUGGGUAAGGGCGUUGUGGGGUCUGUUGAGUUAGGGUGAAGGUGGAGAAACUGAUGCGAUACACGCAACACUGAAGCUGGGAGGAUAGGGACCAGGAUGCAAGAUAAAAUGGGCACGUACAACAAUAGGGUCUGGAGAGGAGGCGGCAUUGUCAAAGCCUAGCCAUGACGGCAUUUUUUUCUUCGACCUGCGAAAGAGCGAAAGAACGUACAAGCUAUGUACAUACGAAACGAAGAACCAAAGGAAACUCGUGUCAAGACAACAACGAAAAACCCAAACCCAAUCUUUCCAACCGAUGCGAUGCGCUACCCAAACCCAAGUCGUUAUCCAGACGCCAAAUCAACACCGGUACCGAUGCAAACAAAAGAAAAAAAAACCGAGCAACGACACGAUCAUGACUCGUCAUGGUCGGCGUUCUCAUGGAUGAAGUUGUUGAGCGCGAUCAGUGCCUCCUUGAGACAUUCCUGAUCGACUUCGAGGCCGUCCCUCGACAUCUCGUCGUAACCUAUCCUGACUACUCCGCCGACAGC